Messenger RNA from Phragmites australis (common reed), 708 nucleotides. RefSeq lists its product as uncharacterized. Lineage: Eukaryota; Viridiplantae; Streptophyta; Magnoliopsida; Poales; Poaceae. Bases 119 to 577 code for a protein of 152 amino acids. The record is from RefSeq and is a predicted model, not a curated record. The transcript has a single exon. Gene Ontology annotation, molecular function: ATP binding.
AGGAGGUGGUGUACCAUAGCUUUGAUCGUGCAGAAGACGAUCCCCAUAACUACUACCCCCUGAGUUUCUUAACUCGCUGACACCUAACGGGCUGCCUCCACACGUUCUGAAGCUCAAGAUGAACUGCCCUAUCAUAUUACUCAGGAAUAUUGACCCCGCGAAUGGACUUUGUAAUGGGACUAGGCUGGUGGUCCGGGGGUUCCAGAGAAAUGCCAUCGAUGCAGAGAUUGUGCUGGGGCAGCAUGUUGGAAAGAGGGUUUUUCUACCUCGGAUCCCCCUGUGUCCUUCUGAUGAUGAGAUGUUCCCUUUCCAGUUCAAGAGGAAGCAGUUUCCUGUCAGGCUCAGCUUCGCCAUGACGAUCAACAAGGCACAGGGACAGACCAUCCCCAACGUCGGUAUUUACCUACCCGAGCCAGUGUUCUCUCACGGUCAGUUAUACGUCGCGCUAUCUAGAGCCACCGCCAGAGUGAACAUCAGGGUCCUCGCUGUCCAGUCUGAUGACAAAAAAAAGAAGUUCUUAAAGCAAAAUGGUACGUACACGAUGAACAUCGUCUACAGAGAGGUCCUUACAGCAUAAGCGAGGUAUUUGUGGCAUAUUUGUCGUUUAUACUCUACAUAAUCAUGAUUUUUUUUUUAAUUCUAUCCAUCUGUUUAUGCACUUCUUCUGACAAUUACAAUGAAAUAUAAUGCGUUUACAGGAUGUGCACG